CUACUUUACCACUGUAAGCACUACGCUCCAUUACAGUUUAACUACUGCAUUGUAAUUCACUUCAAAUGACAUUUUCACACAGAUCGUUCAAAGUUUACAGCAAAGUACAAACAAAGAUUGCACAACAGCUGAGAAAAAGCUUCCUCCUGGAUUAAGCAACAUGAAGUCAGGAUACUUCAUCUCCUUCGGCUUGCUUUUCCAGCUUUCAAGUGCCUUGUACAGACAAUGGAUUCCGGACACCAACUUCAACAAUAAUACAAACUGGGACAAGGGGAGAAUUCCUUGUAAGAAUGACAGAGUCUUAUUUCAUCAAGAUAAGAGUUUGAGCAUUUUCAUGCAAUCACCACUUGAACUGAUGGAAAUGUACUUGCCUCUGGAUGGAGAGUUCAUCCUCAGUCAUGGAGCUGGAUUUGCUGCAAGUGAUGGUCAGAGUGUAUCAGGAUGUGAAAGAGGCGAGGAUAUCACUUUCAAAGACCCUAGCCAGUACAAAUGGUAUGAUCCCAAAUAUUGGCACACAACUUUAUCAAUGAGUGACCUGGAAAAUGAAAAGCACCUGUUCAUCUUGGAUGAGGAACGUGUUCCCUGCCAAUAUGACGAUGUCAUUUUUCGACCUGAAACAUCUUUUCGUGUUGAUCUGGACAGCGAUAUACAAAAUAUCAAUGUGAAAACCAUUUCUUUAAUGAACAUGACAUUUGCAAGCAAUGAAGAGUUUGCUGAGUACAUGUGGUCAAAUACUGGAAAAUUACAGUUCCAAGGAAAUGGCUCGAUCACUGUGACCAAUGCCAAGUGUGAGGAUAAAUCUGGCUGUGAUUGUGGUAACUUUGGUAACCACAGAAGGAUUUGCUCGAAUUUGCAAAAAGAAUCAGGAAGCCAAUGCUCUGAGCUUAUUUGCACAAAUCCCUUGAAGCCUCUAGGACAUUGCUGUGACAUAUGUGGUGCCAUUAUUUAUUUUGAAUAUGGUCCAGAGUUUGAUCUAGAAUUAUACCAGGCCCAUCUUUUCGAAUCCUUCCUUAGCUUGAACAAAUACCAAGGUGUGCGCACAUCUGUGACAAAAGUUUACAAGAAGCAGUCUUCAAAGAAAACUGUCCUGGCCGAUGCUGCUCCUCAUAUUCAGAUUGUAUUUAUUGAUAAUGAGACCGAGUCAGCAACAGGAAGGCUUGCAGCUGCACUGGCACAAGAUGUUAUGGGGGUUAUUACUACCCAAGGUGACAAAUUGGGAAUUACAAACGCUGAACUCCAGGAAAGCACUAACAGUGAACAACAGGCUGGUAGAAACAUGAAUGAUGGAGAAAUAAUUGCAACAGUGGCUGGUGUUGUUAUUGCUGUCCUAUUAAGUGGAAGUUUAGUAUUCCUCAUCAUUUCGGGAAGAAUGAGAGUCAAUGUUCCAUUGUGUCUCAUCUAUUUGAAAAGCUAUUUUACUUCCAACCAUGAAGUAACUAUUGACAAUGAAUUCAGCAAUGUGACGUUUGGUUCACCAUCCAACCUGCCUCAUGAUUCUAAUGGCAUCUGUUCUGGAGAACAAAUAAUAAAUAUUGUUGCACAUCAGUCUGGAACCAAUAUCAUGAAUCCAGCCUUUGGGCAAGGUUUUGACGAGGAAAAUUGUUAAAACUUUCUUCUACGCAGCUGCCUGUUAGAAACUCUAUCUCGCCAUUGCCAAGUACAGCUCGUGAACACACAGUAUGCUGUUCACUUUCCGUCUGAUGCUAAAUAUUCUCUUCCACUCUGACUAAUUCGCUUAAUUGAUCGAACUAAGAAAAUGAAUUUAACACAAUGAAUUGAAUCAUUUGUUGUGACAUGUAUUCAAUGUAAAAAUACAGUGAAAAGUGUACACCUUCACCAUGCAUACAUGGCACCGUUCACAUUAACUUUGAAUAAAGAAGGAAAAAAGCGGUAACUUAGGAGAGUCCAACUUUCACUAAUUAUUUGGCCGUGUAAAGGAAAGAAAACAUCAACAGGAUUGAUAGUGACAGUGGAAAAAAAUAAACUGAAUGACAUGCUCACUUGGAAAGUCAGAAGGAAGAGCAGCUAAAGACAUUUUUUGACUGGUUUACUAAACUGACAGAAACUGGGUUAACUUUUCAUUUAUCCAACAAUCACUAUAAUGAAUCCUUCUAAUCUUGAAGCUGGAUUAUCAGGAUUGGAUGUUAGCUGACUUUAAUUCUUCUGAUGGUCAGACUCAGUUCAUAUUCAUAUUCUUUUAUGAUUAAAUUGUCAGACUAACAAAGAGAAAUGUCUCCUUGCAAUAGAGAAGAACACCAGACAUUUACCACCACCUUGAUUCAUGCCAAUGCAGAGGCUAGGCAGUGAGGCUGUUCCUUUGAACCAUGAACAGACAUUUUAGCAUUGCUUUAAUUAUGUUUGACUAUUUGAUGUAAAUUUUAUAAAAUGCAUAUGGCUACCUACAAUGAGGCAUAAUUAUUUAUCUGUUUAUGAUCCCUUAUCCUCAGAUACAGAUCAGUGAUCAAAGAGACAGAUACAU
Molecule: messenger RNA, 2479 nt
Organism: Stegostoma tigrinum
Lineage: Eukaryota; Metazoa; Chordata; Chondrichthyes; Orectolobiformes; Stegostomatidae
Gene: amn
Product: amnion associated transmembrane protein
Exons: 13
Coding region: 161-1606 (481 amino acids)
Biological process (GO): intracellular protein localization; receptor-mediated endocytosis
Cellular component (GO): apical plasma membrane; endocytic vesicle
Source: RefSeq, a predicted model, not a curated record